GUAGUAGCCCGAAUUUUGACCCGGAAACGCUCCUGCUGAAUACACGUGUAGAAGAAGAAUGGUAAAGUCCAGACAAGUCGGAAAUCACAAAAGUGACAAAAAGAAGCACAUUGCAAAAACAUGGAAGACCAAGAGACGAACCAAGGACCUGGAUCAGAUCCAUGCCGACAUGAAGCCAGAGGUGGCAGCCAAACUGCUUAACCAAGAGGUGGACUACGACGUAACUGGAAAUGCCCAACACUACUGCUUGCACUGCGCGAGGUAUUUUGUUGACUUGAGAUCUAUGAAAGAGCACUUCAAAACUAAAGUCCACAAAAGAAGAUUGAAACAGCUAAGUGAAGAACCAUACACCCAGGCAGAAGCAGAAAGAGCAGCUGGAAUGGGGUCUUACAUUCCUCCCAAAAAGGUUGAAGUGAAGACACAACCUGUUGAAGAAGCCAUGGACUGAUUUGUAAACAUGGACUCAUUUCUAAAUAUGGACUAAAUCAUCAAAUGAGAAGAGGAAAUCCAAUCUAAUAUAUGUGUACUGCUAUGGUGCAAUCAUGAUAUUAGAAUUUUUGCCACCACUCAGUCUUGCCCUCUCCUCUUUGUGGGUCAUUGCUACUUGGCACAUUAAAGACCUCAGACCCGUA
Periophthalmus magnuspinnatus is the source of this 632-nucleotide messenger RNA. It is a transcript of the gene znf593, whose product is annotated as zinc finger protein 593. NCBI's taxonomy places the organism in Eukaryota, Metazoa, Chordata, Actinopteri, Gobiiformes, Gobiidae. Gene Ontology annotation, molecular function: zinc ion binding; nucleic acid binding. The transcript is spliced from 4 exons. The coding region runs from base 59 to 448 and encodes 129 amino acids. The record is from RefSeq and is a predicted model, not a curated record.